Molecule: messenger RNA, 1386 nt
Organism: Metopolophium dirhodum (rose-grain aphid)
Lineage: Eukaryota; Metazoa; Arthropoda; Insecta; Hemiptera; Aphididae
Product: facilitated trehalose transporter Tret1-like
Exons: 6
Coding region: 1-1386 (461 amino acids)
Biological process (GO): carbohydrate transport; transmembrane transport
Cellular component (GO): membrane
Molecular function (GO): sugar transmembrane transporter activity
Source: RefSeq, a predicted model, not a curated record
AUGUCUAAAGGUGUUAGAAAUCAAAUAGUAUUUUCUUUAAUCGCUACUCUCGGAGCAAUGGUAAUGGGUACGAUUCUGGGUUGGACGUCACCAGCCAAUACAUUAUUACAAAAUGGAGUUGGCUUUCCGAUUUCCGUAGACGAUUUAAAGAGUUUUGGUUCCAUUUUUGGUAUCGGUGCGGUUUUUGGCGCAUUACCUGCCGGUAAGUUAUCGGCAACGAUCGGCCGCCGUUACAGUAUGGUAUUAUUUGAGAUCAUCAUCAUCGUUGGAUGGAUAUUUCUCACCAUGGCCAAUGCUUCAUGGAUGUUAUUGGCAGGCAGAGUACUACAGGGCGUUGGCGUUGGUGCACUAUGUACAGUCAUACCGACCUACGUUGCUGAAAUUUCUCAACCACAUAUUAGAGGUACUUUGGGAACAAUAUUUCAAGUCUAUGUAGUAAUUGGAAUUCUUUAUUCCUACAUAAUCGGCUCGGUGGUCGAAUACCAUACAUUUAAUUUGUUAUGUGGGAUUUGGACUAUUUUACAUGUGGUACUAACGUUUUUCAUACCCGAAUCACCAUAUUUCUUUAUGUAUAAGAAGAAAGACAAAAAUGCUAAUACAUCAAUGAAAAAACUUCGAGAAGAAAAUGAUGCAGACAUUGCUAGCGAAUUAACCGUGAUAAAGACGGAAAUUGAACUUCAAAAAGCUAAUCAGGACACAUUUACUAAAGUGAUGGCUAACAAGGCCAAUCGCAAGUCACUCUUGAUCGGUAUUGGUUGUAUGUUUUUCCAGCAGACGAGUGGAAUAAAUGCUAUCAUCUUCUAUAUGGGUUACAUAUUUAACGAAAUUGGAAGCUCGAUAACCACAAAUACUUCAGUUAUAGCUGUCGGAAUAGUUCAGCUCGUAAUGACAUUCGUAGCAAUGAUGAUUGUAGACAAGGCUGGUCGUCGAGUAUUAUUGAUAGUUUCAGCAAUUGUGAUGAGCAUUAGUUUCUUCUGCUUAGGUUUAUACCUUGAAAUGAGCCGCAAAUCAGUCCAUAAAGACUCAAUUCUAUCGUGGCUACCACUGAUUCUCAUUGCGUUAUAUAUUUCGGCUUUCUCUUUGGGCUUUGGACCUAUUCCAUGGGUAGUUAUGGGAGAGAUAUUCUCCAACGAAGUCAAACCGUAUGGCACAAGCUUAGCUACUGCUACAAACUGGAUUUUGGUAUUUGCAGUAACAUACUUAACAUUUGUUACUACAAAUUCGAUUGGUUUUCUUGGUCUUUUUUGGAUAUAUAGUUUAUUUUGUGCGUUGGGUGCCCUAUUCGUGUGGUAUACAGUCCCAGAGACGAAGAAUAAAAGUUUGACUGAGAUACAGUUGAAGUUGGCGGGUAACGAUAACUCUCCGUCAUCAACUAAUGAUGUUUAA